AAGCCGAUUUUGCUCGUCUCAAUUCCUGAUUUUCCUCGGUCGCGCAAGUGGUCGAAUGCGCGCGUCGCGACUCACUCACCAGCACACGCGCCCUCCCCAAACACUCUUCCCCUCUCUCUGCGUCUCAAUUGUUUACUCCCCCGUAAACAACCCAUUGUUUCGCUCUUCCUACCCAAAUCUGCAUCGUUUUUUGCACAUCUUGCAACCAUGGCCAGAGUUACCAGGUCUGACCUCACUGCAGACAAAAUGCCUAAGGAGAAGUCCACCCGCAAGGCCGCCGAAAAGCCCCGCGUCCAGCGCCGCAAGAAGGACCCCAACGCCCCCAAGCGUGGCCUCUCUGCCUACAUGUUCUUCGCCAAUGACAACCGCGACAAGGUCCGCGAGGAGAACCCCGGCAUCAGCUUCGGCCAGGUUGGCAAGCAGCUCGGUGACAAGUGGAAGGCUCUGAGCACCAAUGAGCGCAAGCCCUACGAUGACAAGGCUGCCGCUGACAAGAAGCGCUACGAAGAGGAGAAGGCUGCUUACCUCGCUAAGGCUGAUGAGGAAGAGGAUGAGGAGUCCUCUUAAAUGCCAUUCUCGCAUUUUCACUUCGUCUUCGGCCUCAAGGUGUUUCUAGUUUUCAUGGAUUUUCCCCUGGUUUCUUAUUUCGGAUGGUUUCGUGCACGGCUUUUGGGUUAGGAUGACGGAGGGGUUUUUAUUUGCUUCUGACGGUUCCCCUGCUUUUAUCAAAGGCUAUUAACUUAUCAAUGGGAAAUCUGAUCCUUUAAACUGGU
Molecule: messenger RNA, 773 nt
Organism: Penicillium canescens
Lineage: Eukaryota; Fungi; Ascomycota; Eurotiomycetes; Eurotiales; Aspergillaceae
Gene: nhp6
Product: high-mobility group nucleosome-binding protein
Exons: 4
Source: RefSeq, a predicted model, not a curated record